AUGACUUUCAAACUAAUAAUCUCACUUCUGACAGAGGCACAGCCCCCCCUCCCCGAGCAUCUUGGGGGUCUGAGCUUGGCACGACAUACUGCACGCACAUGGCUACCCAAUCACUCUGCUCUAGGAUCGCAGCUGGAUACUGAAAACAGGCUGAUGACGAUCACUAAUGUAAAAAGAGUGUUGAUGUAGACGGUGGGAGGAUCAGCAGCGACCCUCCUCUACGGCCCCAGAGUGGGCAGCAGCCAGUGGGCGUGAGGGGCGGACGGCAGCCGCUAGGGGAGUUGUCUACAUCCAGGCAAUCCCAUUGGGCUGCCUUAAUAAGGGCAAACACGUUUCUUCUUUUUUACGGGCAACCCCGCCUCCUUCAGGGGUAUAGAAAUAGAAAUAGAAAGGUUUGGGGGUGAGAGUGAGGACACAGCAGCAAAAAUAAAUCUGUUCAUCCGGCUCCCACGUAUCCAGUUGGUGUGAUUUUUUAUUAGCUGGAGGAGAUUGAUAUCACUCCUUUGCUUAGUAUCUGCAGCAUCUGAAGCCCCCCAAAAGGGUCCUGCAGAAAUUGUGCACAACCUUUUUCAAAUAUCGAAUUAGUUUGACAGAUUUUUUUGAGGGAAUGGCACUGGACUUCGUUGCAGGCUGCGUAGGGGGUGCUGCUGGUGUUUUAGUUGGACAUCCAUUUGAUACUGUUAAGGUGCGGCUUCAAGUUCAAAAUGCGGACAAACCUUUGUACCGUGGGACAUUUCACUGCUUUCAGUCAAUCAUACGUCAGGAGUCGGCUCUUGGGCUGUACAAAGGCCUUGGUUCACCAAUGAUGGGGCUGACAUUCAUCAAUGCCAUAGUUUUUGGUGUGCAGGGCAACGCCAUGCGCCAACUUGGUCAUGAUACACCGCUCAACCAGUUCCUGGCUGGGGCCUCUGCUGGAGCCAUCCAGUGUGUCAUUUGCUGCCCAAUGGAGCUCCAAUGCACUGACUGA
Molecule: messenger RNA, 967 nt
Organism: Monopterus albus (swamp eel)
Lineage: Eukaryota; Metazoa; Chordata; Actinopteri; Synbranchiformes; Synbranchidae
Gene: slc25a29l
Product: solute carrier family 25 member 29-like
Exons: 5
Coding region: 608-967 (119 amino acids)
Biological process (GO): mitochondrial L-ornithine transmembrane transport
Cellular component (GO): mitochondrion
Molecular function (GO): high-affinity L-arginine transmembrane transporter activity
Source: RefSeq, a predicted model, not a curated record